Fraxinus pennsylvanica is the source of this 396-nucleotide messenger RNA. The record is from the annotation of a GenBank genome assembly. Lineage: Eukaryota; Viridiplantae; Streptophyta; Magnoliopsida; Lamiales; Oleaceae.
AUGCAAGCUGGAGGGUUUUUUGCAAAAUGUCAACAGCUUCUCGAUCCUUCCGUAAACCAAACCACUGGACUGACUGGAGUUUCCAUCACUAUAAAUAAUCUAAUUCCCUCCCAUUUCCUCUCCCUAAAUCUUCAAUCGUCGUCGACAACAAUCUCUCUAUCUCUAUUUGGUCUCUCAAUCCCCUUUUUGUUUGCUAAGAGAGACCGUGAUCGAGAGAGAGCUCAAGCCAGGGCUAAAGAGAAGCAGAAGCAGGCCAAAGAUGAUGGAUUGACCCCGGAGCAAAGACGAGAGAGGGAUGCGAAAGCCCUCCAAGAAAAGGCAGCAAGGAAAGCAGCACAGGCAGCUGCUGGAGGAAAUGAUAACGCGGGAGGUAUCAAGAAUAACAAGAAGAAAUAA